AAGAGGGAGAAAGAGGGAGAGAGUAGGAGGACUGGGAGGAAGGAGCGUGGCGUCCGCGUGGCGCGUGGCGAGCCCUGACGCGAAGCGAAGAUAGCCUCGCGAGGGCCACGACGACGCGGAGCACUCGGCCUCUACCCCGUCCUCCGCGGCGCGAUGUCCGCGGGACGUCGUCGGUGAACGGCGAGCGUGCGUGCGUGCGUGCGCGUGCCACGCGCGUGGAACCGGUUCACGGAGCACCGUCAGCACCUCGCGAGGCGAAGGCGAGAGACGUGCGGGCGAGCGGGCGCGCGCGCGGAAGAAGCAGGUGAAAGCGAGACAAGUCGGCCGCUCGGUGUCUCCGGGUCAGGGCAUGCCCGCGCCCCGGCCGCGUCGCGACAGCGUCGCGCACGGCGCGGUUCGUCGGCUAACCUAGAUUCGUGGGUCGCGCACGCGGAAUCCUCGGCCGACGGGCGAGCAUGAACGCGGGUCUCUACACGAUGGCCGCCGCCGACGGCAAGUGGGACAUGGUCUGCCGACUGUGCUCGCAGGUGAGGAACGAGAUGCUGCCAAUCUUCGGCGACGAGGGCCAGCAGCGCAGGGUGGCGCAGAAGCUGCGUGCCUGCCUGCCCGUGCUCGUCUACGAGAGCGAUCCGCUGCCGAAGCAGAUCUGCCAGUUCUGCGCCGCCCGGCUGGACGACGCGUACGAGUUCCGGGAGUUCUGCCUGAGCGUCUACAAGAGCAUGCACGCCGUGCUGCUCACGUGCAAGCAAACCGAGUCCACCCAGAUCUUCCUCGACUCGAUGAGAAACUCGCCGGACCCGUGCCAGGUGCAACUCUGCAGGGAGAAGUCCAGAGCUCCGCCGCCGUUGGUCCCCCUGUCGGCCGCCCUGCCCUUCGACGACUCGGCGAUGCCGAUCGGCCAGGCCGGCCAGGAGCAUCUCCAGGCCGCCUGCCUGGACACCCUGCCCGAGCUGCCCUGCGAGGUGGAGAUCGAGGAGAUGAACGCGGACCCGAUUUUGAGCGCCGAGACCGCCGUCUGCGAGCCGUCGGGCAGGAAGCGCAGGCUGCCGGAGCCGUUCGGCGUGGACGCGCAAACCAAGGCCGAGUCGGUGCUCGUGGCCGACGCGGAGGGAGCGCGAGCUCCCAAACUGGACUAUCAGGCCAAGAGGGAGGAGAAACGAACGAGUAUUCUCGAGCAGGUGCUGACCGGCAGUCUGACGAUGAACAAUCACCAGCAGCUGCAGCCGAGGACGCGGUUGACCUCCGAGUGGUGGUGCGCGCCCUGCAACAGUUACUACAAAACGAAGGACAGUCUGAUGAAGCACAUGCAGCUGCACUGCCCGCGCGUCUACACCUGCAGAAAGUGCUCCGCGUCCUUCGACUCGGUCGAGUUCCUGGCGAAGCACGAGGCCAAGAACCACCUGAAGAUCGACCUGGACUUGAUAGAGAACUUGAACGACUGCGACCAGUGCGAGCGGCAGUUCGUCAGCUGGGAGAUGCUGAAGCAGCACAGGCUGCGCGAUCAUCUGGCCGAGUCGGCCAAGAUCGGGAGCAACACCUGGUGUUCGUUGUGCAAUAGAUUCUUCCGUACAGUCGAGUCUUAUCAAGGCCACGUUCAGCUGCACCAAACGAGGUGGAUAGUGUCACCGAAGUUGCCGUCCUCCGAACCCACGGUGGCGAAAAUAGCGGAGCGACCGAGGGAGAUUAAACGAGACGAGCAAUAUUACGAAAACGUUCGAUCCCUCAUGUGUCCCACUUGCGGCAAGAUUUGUACCCAGCAGAGCGCGUUGUCGAAUCACAUGCGCACUCACGAGCCGAAGAAGUUCAAGUGCAACAUUUGCGGCCGAUCGUUCGGGCUUCUCAUACGCCUCGCCGGGCACAGAAUAACCGAGCAUAAUGAACAAACGAUGAUGUCACCGGCCCUGUCGGCGGUCGAGCAAGAGGAGGCCUUGAACGCCGAGAGGGAGGCGAGAGAGGCGAGGGAAGCUAAGACUCGCGGCACCAAGAGACCUUAUUCCGAGGUAAUGGAGAAGAGCGACGCGCCGGUAGACGACGAGUCCCCGACGAAACGCACUACCGGCGGACAUAAAAACGUGGCGAGGUGCGGCAUCUGCUUACAAUGGUUCAGCGACCACACGACGAUGUUGACGCACCUGCAGACGCACUCGGAUAAUUAUACCCACAAAAGUUACGUGUGUCAAAUAUGCAAAAAAACAUUUAGGGAACAGUCGCAGCUGUCGAAGCACGAGGCUUGUCAUAAACGUCUAACGCUCGAUAACGCCUCACUCCCGUACACACCCGCCGUUUUCAACAAAUCAUUCAUGGAUAAGGCGCAUCAAAAGAUCCACAUAGUGAGAAAGACCUAUCACUGCGACAAGUGUAAUAAAAUCUUUUUCAAAGAAGUAUCGCUGCUCGCCCACGAAUGCACAGGCGGGGCGCCGCUGGAAAAGAAAGUCGCAGCGAAAUCGCGGCAGAAGUCGUCGUCCCACGUCGUCGGCGACAAGUCGUACAAGUGCUCCAAGUGCGACGCGAUUUUCGCGAGCUCGCAGUCGCGAAAUGCUCACAUGAAAAUGCACGCGGAGUACAUGCGCGGCAGUACGGCGCAGACGCACGAGGUCAAAGUCGAGGCGGACGACGAGCCGAUGCCAAAAUUACGUCCGGAGACGCUGCUGGAGUACGUGUCUCCUAUCGAGCCAAAGGUUGAAAUUGACGAGCAGAGCGCGCCGCCGCUGCCUCUCAAGCGGACUCUCAUUAAUACCACCAGCGGGUUUCGGUGCGGCGUGUGCUCGUCGCCGUUUGUGUCGAGGGAGCUGGCCGUGGCGCAUCUGAGAUCCGCACACCCUAAGAUGCCAUAUCAGUGCCCUUACUGCAAGAAACACUUCACGACGCAGUUCAAGUUUUCCUGUCAUAUCAAGAGGGAUCAUCCUGACGAGCCCGAGAAAUGAAGAUCGUUUGGAUCGCGCUGGAGGAAGUGAACAGAUCGAAAUUAUAUCACAGCAUGUGCCUCGUAUUACGUGUGUGUGUGUGUGUGUGUG
This is a messenger RNA of Vollenhovia emeryi, 3014 nucleotides long. RefSeq names its product zinc finger protein 184-like. The transcript is spliced from 9 exons. Gene Ontology annotation, molecular function: zinc ion binding. Lineage: Eukaryota; Metazoa; Arthropoda; Insecta; Hymenoptera; Formicidae. The record is from RefSeq and is a predicted model, not a curated record. Bases 456 to 2924 code for a protein of 822 amino acids. Gene Ontology annotation, cellular component: nucleus.